CAGCCCCCUCGUCCACAUUCCCCUCCGACUGACCGACUGAGCAAAUGGCCUCAAGGAUCAGCAUCGCACGUCCGCAAGCCAACCACUACAACCCGGACCCCCACGGCCUCUCAAACUCCAGGCCCUCCUCAGGCUACAGAGCCGCCAACCCUGACGACCCGCUCGAGAAGCUGCAGGCAUUCAGCAGAGCGGUCGAGGACAAUGUCGAGAUUUACUCUCAGCCUUUGAAGCCCCAUCUUCCCACUAUCGGCCGCUUCUUGAUUGUGGUCACCUUUUUGGAGGAUGCAUUGCGAAUUCUGACCCAGUGGGGAGACCAGAUCUGGUAUCUGCAGCAACACCGACAUUUCCCUUGGGGCAUCUCCCAUAUGUUCUUAUUGAUUAACGUUAUUACCAUGUUGGUUGGCUCUGGCGCUGUCAUCACCAAACGAUACACGGAAUACGCAGUGGGCGGUCUCCUCGGUGUCGUCAUCAUUCAAGGAUUCGGCUACGGCCUCAUCUUUGACCUCAACUUCUUCCUCCGCAACCUCAGCGUUAUUGGCGGUCUCUUCAUGGUCUUCAGUGACUCCAUGGUGUCCCGCAAAUCCACCUUUGCUGGCUUGCCCUCUAUCACUGAAACCGACCGCAAGAAAUAUUUCCUUCUCGCCGGACGCGUCCUCCUCAUCUUCCUCUUCCUUGGAUUCAUCCUCCAAGGUCAAUGGAGUGUCAUGCGUGUCAUCGUCUCCGUUAUCGGCUUGGCGGCGUGCGUGAUGGUUGCUGUUGGUUUCAAGGCCAGGUGGUCGGCGGUCUUCCUCGUUCUGGUCCUCAGUAUCUUCAACGUCUUCGCCAACAACUGGUGGAGUGUCCACUCUGCACACCCCCAGCGCGAUUUCUUGAAGUACGAUUUCUUCCAAACGCUGUCCAUCGUGGGUGGACUUAUCCUCCUUGUGAACAUGGGUCCAGGUGGUCUCUCUGUCGACGAGAAGAAGAAGACCUUCUAAAAUUGUUUUUAUUCACCUCCUAUGCGAGCGAUGUUUUUGUUGUAGGGCCCUCCACUUGCAUUUUUAUUUAUCGAUUUGG
This is a messenger RNA of Coprinopsis cinerea okayama7#130, 1056 nucleotides long. RefSeq names its product Surf4. The record is from RefSeq and is a predicted model, not a curated record. The transcript is spliced from 5 exons. Bases 45 to 977 code for a protein of 310 amino acids. Gene Ontology annotation, biological process: Golgi organization. Gene Ontology annotation, cellular component: membrane; endoplasmic reticulum-Golgi intermediate compartment; endoplasmic reticulum. NCBI's taxonomy places the organism in Eukaryota, Fungi, Basidiomycota, Agaricomycetes, Agaricales, Psathyrellaceae.